CCCCUGGACUGAGUACACGAAACCCGCGGCCCAGAAAGAGGAGGCGCGUGCGGAUCCUCGCGCUGGGGGCACCGAAGGCGCGAGCAUUUAUUGAGCCCCUGCUGUGUGCUCCGAGGGGCCAGCGUUUGUCUCCAGGCUACGGGCGAACCAGAGGCUCCGAGGUUGGAAGUGAUCGCCCCGAUAUUGGAAGCCGGGAGUCUCCGGCUGCGGGUCAGCGCUUCCAAGUCGGUGACAAGUGAAGUUCAGGGCAGCAAAGGGGGUUCGAGCCAACAGCGGCCGGAGCUGCCAGCCAUUUGAAACUGAACCACCGCAGAAGGGGAAGCAGAGGGUGAAGGCCUGGCCCCGUGGGGGCCGAUGGCCGGCAGACGACGGAAUGGGCACUGGGUGCUGUGCUGGCUCUGUGUGCUGCUGAUGGUGGACAGAGUGUCCGUGGCCAGUGGCCUAUCCACAGGGGCCCACACCAGCCCCCCAUUUCCAGCCUCCCCUGUGAACCAGACCCCCGUGGUAGAUUGUCGUGACGUGUGUGGCCUGAACGCUUCUGACCGCUGUGACUUCGUCCGGACCAACCCUGACUGCCGCAGCGAGGGAGGCUACCUGGACUACCUGGAAGGCAUCUUCUGCCACUUCCCCCACAGCCUCCUCCCUCUGGCCAUCACCCUCUAUGCUUUCUGGCUGCUCUACCUCUUUCUGAUUCUGGGGGUCACUGCGGAGAAGUUUUUCUGCCCGAACUUGUCAGCGAUUUCUACGACGCUCAAGCUGUCCCACAAUGUGGCAGGCGUCACCUUCCUGGCGUUUGGCAAUGGUGCGCCCGAUAUCUUCAGCGCCCUGGUGGCCUUCUCGGACCCACACACGGCCGGCCUGGCCUUCGGGGCCCUGUUCGGCGCCGGCGUGCUGGUGACCACCGUGGUGGCGGGCGGCAUCGCCAUCCUGCGCCCCUUCACGGCCGCCUCCAGGCCCUUCCGCAGAGAUAUCGUGUUCUACAUGGCAGCCGUGUUCCUGACCUUCACCGCCCUCUACCGCGGCCGGGUCACGCUGGCCUGGGCCCUGGGUUACCUGGGCUUGUAUGUUUUCUACGUGGUCACGGUGGUUCUCUGCACCUGGAUCUACCGGUGGCAGCGGAGGCGGUCCCUGGUCUCCUCCAUGCCAGCUACUCCAGAGAUGCUCUCCGAUUCCGAGGAGGAGGAUCGGGUGUCUUCUACCACCACCAGCUAUGACUACCGGGAAGAGUACCAGCCGCUGCUUUUCUACCAGGAGACCACGGCUCAGAUCCUGGUCCAGGCCCUCAACCCCCUGGACUGCAGGAAGUGGAGGAACAAGCCGGCGUACUGGAGGGUCCUCAAGGUGCUCAAGCUGCCUGUGGAGUUCCUGCUGCUGCUCACCGUCCCCCUGGUGGACCCCGACAAGGAAGACAGAAACUGGAAGCGGCCCCUCAACUGCCUGCACCUGGUGAUCAGCCCCCUGGUCUUGGUCCUGACGCUGCAGUCGGGGGCCUACGGCGUCUAUGAGAUAGGCGGCCUCUUUCCCGUCUGGGCCGUAGUGGUGAUCGCGGGCACGGCCUGGGCUGCAGUGACCUUCUUUGCCACGUCCAACACCGAGCCCCCCAGGUUUCACUGGAUCUUCGCCUUCCUGGGCUUCCUGACCAGCGCCCUGUGGAUCAACGCGGCCGCCACGGAAGUGGUGAACAUCUUGCGGUCCCUGGGCGUGGUCUUCCGGCUGAGCAACACCGUCCUGGGCCUCACGCUGCUGGCCUGGGGGAACAGCGUCGGAGAUGUCUUCUCCGACUUCACGCUGGCCCGCCAGGGCUACCCCCGGAUGGCGUUCUCCGCCUGCUUCGGCGGCAUCAUUUUCAGUAUCCUUCACGGUGCCCGGCCUCGGCGCAGGCCCACCCUCAGGGCUCUGGAGCCAGAGGGCCUGUUGGUGUGGGUCUUGGCGGGCGCCCUGGGCCUCAGCCUCGUCUACUCCCUGGUCGCAGUCCCGCUGCAGCGCUUCCAGCUGAGCAAGAUCUACGGCGUCUGCCUGCUCCUCUUCUACGUGAGCUUCCUCGCCGUGGCCCUGCUCACCGAGUUUGGGGUGAUUCACUUGGAAAGCGUGUGAGUGGAGCUGUGCGCCGGGCCCACCUGGUGGCCGGGAGGUGUCACUGCAGGCGGUGCGCUGGAAGAUGGAUGAGGAUGGAGACCGAGGCGCCUUC
Molecule: messenger RNA, 2188 nt
Organism: Myotis davidii
Lineage: Eukaryota; Metazoa; Chordata; Mammalia; Chiroptera; Vespertilionidae
Gene: SLC8B1
Product: solute carrier family 8 (sodium/lithium/calcium exchanger), member B1
Exons: 15
Coding region: 355-2094 (579 amino acids)
Biological process (GO): intracellular calcium ion homeostasis; calcium export from the mitochondrion
Cellular component (GO): membrane
Molecular function (GO): calcium:sodium antiporter activity
Source: RefSeq, a predicted model, not a curated record